UAUCUUUUAAUAAAAUGCCCCGAGUUAGUGUUUAAUUUGUUGCUAUCAUUCAGUCAUACUAAAGUCUUCUCUUUCUUUCUUACCCUUUUUGGUCUCUCUUUUUCUUCUUCACUUUCCCUUCUUUCUGCCCACAGCUUCUUAUCUUUCUCUUCCUGGCAGUUGUAAGUUGCAAUGAAGGGUGGAAAAGGAAAAGGGGCGUUGAGAAAAGAAACAAGGUCGGCACUGAAGCCUGUUGAGGAUCGAAAGAUGGGGAAGAGAAAAGCCACGUUGAAGGACGACAAAAGGAAGGUCAAGAAGGAUAAAAAGGCCAAAAAGGAUCCUAAUAAGCCUAAGAGGCCUCCAAGUGCCUUCUUCGUAUUCCUUGAGGAAUUCAGGAAGACAUUUAAAAAGGAGAAUCCUAAUGUGAAGGCUGUAUCAGCUGUUGGGAAAGCUGCAGGAGAAAAGUGGAAAUCUAUGAGCGCAGCUGAAAAAGCACCAUAUGAAGCCAAAGCUGCAAAAAGGAAGGCCGAGUAUGGCAAGCUCAUGAAUGCUUACAACAACAAGCAGCCGGAAAGCUCAGAUGAUGAGGGCGAAGGCGAAGAAGAAGAAGAAGAAGAAAGGUCAAAACCUGAGGUACAUGAUGAAGAUGCGGAGGAAAGUGCGCAGGGCGAAGAGGACAACGACGACGAAGAGGAUGAAGAUGAGGAAGAUGAUUGAAGUUAUGUUUUCCUUGGUCCAUGACAAACAUUAUAGUUUUUGUACUUAUGCCAUCUGGUAUGGGUUGGGUGAACGUAUGUAUUUUUGUUGUAUUUUCUGUUAACCUAGUUGAGUUACGCAGUUUGCUGAAACUCGGUCCUAUGAACUUGUAUAUAUAUAUAUAUGACGAUACGUGAUAUAUGGCAUGUAUGUCAUAUAUCACGUUGGCUUUGACUGGCA
Messenger RNA from Lycium barbarum (goji berry), 915 nucleotides. RefSeq names its product high mobility group B protein 1. The transcript has 8 exons. The coding region runs from base 172 to 696 and encodes 174 amino acids. The record is from RefSeq and is a predicted model, not a curated record. NCBI's taxonomy places the organism in Eukaryota, Viridiplantae, Streptophyta, Magnoliopsida, Solanales, Solanaceae.